Messenger RNA from Lagenorhynchus albirostris (white-beaked dolphin), 2806 nucleotides. RefSeq names its product heat shock protein family A (Hsp70) member 9 (gene HSPA9). Gene Ontology annotation, cellular component: mitochondrion; cytoplasm. The coding region runs from base 105 to 2144 and encodes 679 amino acids. The transcript has 17 exons. Gene Ontology annotation, molecular function: misfolded protein binding; heat shock protein binding; ATP hydrolysis activity. The record is from RefSeq and is a predicted model, not a curated record. NCBI's taxonomy places the organism in Eukaryota, Metazoa, Chordata, Mammalia, Artiodactyla, Delphinidae. Gene Ontology annotation, biological process: protein refolding; cellular response to unfolded protein.
UCACGUAGUUGGAGGUUUCCAGAAGCGCUAGCAUCGCCGCGCCGCGCAAUUCUCGGUGGCCGGAGCGCGUGUUUGCUGUCUCGUAUUUCCACCAUUUAGCAGCCAUGAUAAGCGCCAGCCGAGCCGCAGUAGCUCGUCUUGUCGGCGCCGCAGCCUCCCGGGGCCCCCCAGCCGCCCGCCACCAGGAUGGCUGGAAUGGCUUUAGUCAUGAAGCUUUUAGAAUUGUUUCAAGGCGGGACUAUGCAUCAGAAGCAAUCAAGGGAGCAGUUGUUGGUAUUGAUUUGGGUACUACCAACUCCUGUGUGGCAGUUAUGGAAGGUAAACAAGCAAAGGUGCUAGAGAAUGUUGAAGGUGCCAGAACCACCCCUUCAGUUGUAGCCUUUACAGCAGAUGGUGAGCGACUUGUUGGCAUGCCGGCCAAGCGACAGGCUGUCACCAACCCAAACAACACGUUCUAUGCUACCAAGCGUCUCAUUGGCCGGCGAUAUGAUGACCCAGAAGUUCAAAAAGACAUUAAAAAUGUUCCUUUUAAAAUUGUCCGUGCCUCUAAUGGCGAUGCCUGGGUUGAAGCUCAUGGAAAACUCUAUUCCCCAAGUCAGAUUGGAGCAUUUGUGUUGAUGAAGAUGAAAGAGACUGCAGAAAAUUACUUGGGGCAUACAGCAAAAAAUGCUGUGAUCACCGUCCCAGCGUAUUUCAAUGACUCUCAGAGACAGGCCACUAAGGAUGCUGGCCAGAUAUCUGGACUAAAUGUGCUUCGGGUAAUUAAUGAACCCACAGCGGCUGCUCUGGCCUAUGGUCUAGACAAAUCAGAAGACAAAAUCAUUGCCGUAUAUGAUUUAGGUGGUGGAACUUUUGAUAUUUCCAUACUGGAAAUCCAGAAAGGAGUAUUUGAGGUGAAAUCCACCAAUGGAGACACUUUUUUAGGUGGUGAAGACUUUGACCAGGCCUUGCUGCGUCACAUUGUGAAGGAGUUCAAAAGAGAGACAGGGGUUGAUUUGACCAAAGACAACAUGGCGCUUCAAAGGGUUCGGGAAGCCGCUGAGAAGGCCAAGUGUGAACUCUCUUCAUCUGUGCAGACUGACAUCAAUUUGCCAUACCUUACAAUGGAUGCCUCUGGACCCAAGCAUUUGAAUAUGAAGCUGACUCGGGCUCAGUUUGAGGGGAUUGUUACUGAUCUAAUCAAAAGGACCAUAGCUCCAUGCCAAAAAGCCAUGCAAGAUGCAGAAGUCAGCAAAAGUGACAUAGGAGAAGUGAUUCUGGUUGGUGGCAUGACUAGGAUGCCCAAGGUUCAGCAGACUGUGCAGGAUCUCUUUGGCCGAGCCCCAAGUAAAGCUGUCAAUCCUGAUGAGGCUGUGGCCAUUGGAGCUGCCAUUCAGGGAGGUGUGUUGGCUGGUGAUGUCACAGAUGUGCUACUCUUGGAUGUCACUCCCCUGUCUCUGGGUAUUGAGACUCUGGGAGGUGUCUUCACCAAGCUUAUUAACAGGAACACCACUAUUCCAACCAAGAAGAGCCAGGUGUUUUCUACAGCUGCUGAUGGACAGACUCAAGUGGAGAUUAAAGUGUGUCAGGGUGAAAGAGAGAUGGCUGGAGACAACAAACUUCUUGGACAGUUUACUUUGAUUGGGAUUCCCCCAGCCCCUCGUGGAGUCCCUCAGAUUGAAGUUACGUUUGACAUUGAUGCCAAUGGGAUUGUACAUGUUUCUGCCAAAGAUAAGGGUACAGGACGCGAGCAGCAGAUUGUGAUCCAGUCUUCCGGUGGGUUAAGCAAAGAUGAUAUUGAAAAUAUGGUUAAAAAUGCAGAGAAGUAUGCUGAGGAAGACCGGCGAAAGAAGGAACGAGUUGAAGCAGUUAAUAUGGCUGAAGGAAUCAUUCAUGACACAGAAACCAAGAUGGAAGAAUUCAAGGACCAAUUGCCUGCUGAUGAGUGCCACAAGCUAAAAGAAGAGAUUUCCAAAAUGAGGGAGCUCCUCGCUCGAAAAGACAGUGAAACAGGAGAAAACAUAAGGCAGGCAGCAUCUUCCCUUCAGCAAGCAUCAUUGAAGCUCUUCGAAAUGGCAUACAAAAAGAUGGCAUCUGAGCGGGAAGGCUCUGGAAGUUCUGGCACUGGGGAGCAAAAGGAAGAUCAAAAGGAAGAGAAACAGUAACAGCAGUAAACUUUGGAGUCGAAAGGACAACAUAUUAUGAUGCUUGGGAGUGAAGGGAUUUCCUGAGCUGAAAUGGGCAAAACUUCAAUCUUCUACUGUGUUUUUGCAGUACUCUAUAUAUAAUUUCCUGAAUAUGUAAAUUUAGUGACCAUUAGCUAAUGAUCAUUUAACAAGUGAUAAUUCCCAACAGUACAAAGUUCACAGUAUUCUGUCCCUAGCCUGUCAUUCUUUUUCAGCUGCAUGUAAGAUGGGGGGAAAAGUUAUAACGUUGUUUUGUGCUGAAGUAGCUGUAUUUUCAAAGGGGUGAAGCCAUCUCACACACUGAAGACAGGUCUGGAAUGAGACCAUAGGGGGAUGAGAUCCUUCUAGUUACCUAAGUACUGCUGUACCAGCCUGUGUGUAUAUGGAGUUCUUCAACUGAGGCCUUGCAAGGCAAGCCAGCUAGCUGUGCCAUGUUGGGAGGUAGGGCAGGGGAAGCUGAAUCAAUGGAAAACUAAGCUAGCUAUUUAUGUGAGGUCCAGCUUCUAAAACACAAGUCUCCCAAACUUUCUGAAGGCAUACUUUCCUAGCUACCCUUUGGCCUGUGUCAGUGGCAUCUGUAUCUCUGAUGACUGUUCUUUUUGAUCCAUUCUGGAUUUUUUAAAAAAUAAAUAGGAAAAGCA